AUGGACGGUGACUUUGGCACAACUCGUCUGAGUACUCGACAGCCCGUCCUGCGGCUAGACCUCGAGGCCCUGCCGCGUCCUACUGAACAGCCUGAGGAUCCCGCUUCAGGCCCUGAAACAGCCCUACCCCUGGUGCCACCAUUGACGUGCCCUGACACCCCUGCCACCAGCCAGCCGGGACCUGUCAUGCCCCCUGCCCGGGCAGCUCCAACGACCCCUGCCGCUUCUUCUGGAACGUCCGAUGGCCCGCCCCGUCGUCCUGUUCGCCCAUCUGUGGUUGUUCCUGUUCCUUCGUCUGUCGACACGCAGUUGCCGUCGCUCACACCCGUUGGACGGGCCAGUGCUUCUCCUAGGCGAUCUAUACCCGUCGCCCAGCCAAACCUGUCUGGCACACAGACUAUGACAUGUGACAUUGACACUCGAACAACCGUGAUCAUGGGCGUCAAUCCAAAUUAG
This is a messenger RNA of Strongylocentrotus purpuratus (purple sea urchin), 456 nucleotides long. RefSeq names its product merozoite surface protein CMZ-8-like. The transcript is spliced from 2 exons. Lineage: Eukaryota; Metazoa; Echinodermata; Echinoidea; Camarodonta; Strongylocentrotidae. The record is from RefSeq and is a predicted model, not a curated record. Bases 1 to 456 code for a protein of 151 amino acids.